Molecule: messenger RNA, 2367 nt
Organism: Schizosaccharomyces octosporus yFS286
Lineage: Eukaryota; Fungi; Ascomycota; Schizosaccharomycetes; Schizosaccharomycetales; Schizosaccharomycetaceae
Product: esterase/lipase
Exons: 1
Coding region: 387-2138 (583 amino acids)
Molecular function (GO): hydrolase activity
Source: RefSeq, a predicted model, not a curated record
AAAUAACAUAUACUUAGCUUAUAUCACAGAAGAUAAAUUGUAGCCGAAAAAUUACUUUUAACUAUAGAAAAGCAAAACGAAUUAGCCAGAAUCGAAACUGUUUGUUGAGUUCAAGUUAUUUCAUCUCUGUGUUUACUGACUUACAUCGAUGUUUUUACCCAACUUUACCCAAGAUUACCUCCUUUGGCGGUAUACUCAUAUUUUAGCUUAUCGAAGAAUUAUUUUAGAUAUAUAUUGUUAACGGGAAAAAUUACAAAAGAUCUAUUACUUUCAGUAAGAGCAAGCUAUAUCUUUUGUUGGUUCAAGUUGUCAUUCAUGCUUAAAGGUUUUCUAGCUUGAAUUGACCUAUCUAUUUUUUUUUGAUCAGCAAUCUUCGAUGAAUAAUAAUGUUCAAGAAGGAACAGCUUGCUUUUAAGUCCCUGAAUGAUGGGAUACUGAAAGCUUUUCAAUAUUGUUUUCGGUUCUUAAGACAUGGUCGAAAGAAAACUUUCAUGCUGGGUUUAUCCACAUCUAUUAUUAGAGAAUUUUUAAUUGAUUCUCGGAAUUACCCGGUAGAAACUGUACAAAAUCUCUGUUCCUCCAAUAUGGCCGAUGAGCUCAAUUACAAAAUCCGAUCUGUACAAAUAGACGUACAGGCAGAAGAUGAAUCUGCUGGAUAUAUCAGAAAAUAUUUAGGGAACGAAGGAAUAAAAUCGUUUGGAGGCUCUCGCUGGUGGCUAUAUCGUAACAGCCCGUUGAAAUCAUGGUGGUUUAAAAGAAGACGAACAGCGCAACACCUGCCUAAAAAUGAAAAAGUGAUUUUUUACGUACACGGUGGUGCCCAUUACUUGAGCACGGUACGAACAAAUGCUUAUCACAUACAAAAGCAUACUUCAGCUCUCGGAGUGAGAACUUUUGCUCCGGAAAUACGUCUAGCGCCUCAGUUCCCAGCUCCUUGCUCUUUACACGACAUCUUAUCCAGUUAUUUAUACCUAAUACGAAAUCAUGACCCGAAAAACAUUAUAUUUAUUGGAGAUUCCUCUGGUGCCAGUCUUCUUAUUUCCCUAUUGGUUUUAAUGCGAGAUUGUAACAUCCCUUUACCUGCUGGCACCGUCUUGAAUUCUCCAUGGGUUGACUUAACACACAGCCUUCCUUCAAUACUUGAUGAUUCUUCUACUGAUUAUAUACCCCCCGAGGGAUUUCAUCAUCGUGCAAGCAGAUGCUGGCCGGUUGCAAACGCGGAUUCAUUAUUUGCUAGUACAACUUCGUCAAUGAAGAAUCUCACAAAGGAAGAAUUGACCACUAUGAUAUCUGAAAGAAUGCAACAUCAAAUGGAUAAAAUAAAGUCUAGUUUGCCAGCGUUCCGGAAAUUUGGCAAGGAAAACGGGCGAAUAUCCUUUAGAAAUCCACAGGAUCGUUUAGAUUCGAAGUUCUUCUAUACAUUUCCGUUCCAAAUUCAAUUUUACGCUCCCAACCAUCUGUUAACCCAUCCUGUAAUUAGUCCUUUGUUUACGGAAAACUUGGGUGGUCUUCCUCCAACGUUGGUCUUGGGAGGUGCUUCCGAAAGACUUAGAGAUGAAGUUAUUUAUCUUGCACACAAAAUGGCGAAUGAUGUGUAUAAUGGAGAAAAGACAAAGGUCCAGUUAGAACUAUACGAUUCUUGCUGUCAUGUUGUAACAGCUUUACCUUUUGUCAGUGAAGCCCAUAUUAUGGCCCGACGUAUGGCCAAUUUUUCUUAUUGGUGUUUAAAGCAGGAAGACAACAGCUUUAUUUCUCGUAACAAGCAUAUUACAGGAGAACUUUCUCAUCCGUUAAACGAGAUGGUUCGUCUUCGAAUCUCUUGUGAUGGAAAAGUGCGUCCAAUGGAGCCAGAAUCUGAAAUGUCAAGUCUCCGAAUUUCAAGAGAAGCUCUUGGUACAAUACAGGUUGAAGCUUUGCGCAGAUGGUUGGAUGUUAAUUUGGAUAUUUUGUCCAAGGAUGGUGUGAAAGUCGCGAAGCUUUUUGCUGAUUUUAAGCAUGCUGAAAUCCAUGACUACCUAGAAAAGCCGGAUUUUUUCGUUCAGGAAGGUGAGAAUCCUCCAAUUUCUGCGUUGGUAGCGAAUUCUAAAAUACAAACUCAGGAUUCUAGCAGAAAUAGAUGCUUCGAGAACUGCAUAUAGGAUUUCUUUUCUUCUUUAUUUGUUUUUUGUGCGUGGGACAUUCAUUACUCUUCGUUCCUGUUACUACUCUGUUUGUAAAUUAUUUAUGGGUUGGACUAGAGACAUGUUUAAUCUUUCAUUAAUUCCUGUUAUUCUCGUCAUUCAAAAUGUAUUGACGAUGAAAAAAAAAAUCUGUUAUGUACUUUUACUCUCGUUUAUUGUUUAAUGAAUUGUUCUAUUUUAUUUAUCU